CCCCCUGGGGAAAAGCAACCAAUCCCCUUGCGGUAGGAAGAGAGUGCAUUCUCUGAGCCAUCCUGUGCAGGGCUUUGCACAGCUACAGUGGGAAAGCCUGGUUUUAUAUCCAAGAUGUGGGCACCAUUGAUAGUGUAUAUAGUGUUCUGUGGGACGGCGUUUUCUCUACGGUGCCCAGAUGGAAGUCACUGUGAUGGAUCAUCCACUUGUUGCCAACGCCACGGAGAGGAUGGGUACACCUGCUGUGACAAACCUCAGUUUGUGGGGACCUCCCUGCGCAUGUUGCCCCCAGACAGUGUGAAUGAGCUCUCCAACGUUGUGUGUCCCGAUGGCAGCAUGUGUCCUGUGGACUACUCCUGUUUGCGUACGGUAGAUGCUGCCUUUGCCUGCUGUCCCUGGAAAGAGGCCAUUUCCUGUGCUGAUGGACACCAUUGUUGCCCCCUGGGCUCCCACUGCAGUGCGAAGGGAGAUGCCUGUAUACAGAGUGAAGUGGCAGCUCCUCUGGCCACGUUCAGUGCUGUCCAGUGCCCAGACCAUGAGUCGGAGUGCCCAAAUGAUUCCACGUGUUGCCUGAUGCCUGACGGAUCGUGGGGCUGCUGCCCAAUGCCAGAGGCUUCCUGCUGUUCUGACAAGAUCCACUGCUGUCCUCAUGGCACAAGUUGUGAUCUGGCUCAUGCGCGGUGCUUCUCAUCCACUCAGGAGCAGCCUCUUUUGAAGAAGUUCCCAGCCAAGAAACGAGCUCUGGUGUUAAGUCUGGCUCAGAAAAAUAUCUGUCCAGGGAAACAGUCUAGCUGUCCUGACGUUGCCACCUGUUGCCUUCUCUCGACCAGCCAAUAUGGCUGUUGCCCUUUACAGAACGCUGUGUGCUGCAGCGACCGUCUUCACUGCUGUCCACAAGGCACCACCUGUGACCUGCUGCAUUCGAAAUGCACAAUGACCUCUCGCUGGUCAUGGCCCAUCACCCGUCUCUCGGUGGACCUCCAAAAAGCUCAUGAUAUUCAGUGUGAUUUAAAGUACAGUUGCCCAUCUGGGAACACUUGCUGCAAGAAAGCCUCAGGGGAAUGGGCGUGCUGCCCCCUGGAAGAGGCUGUAUGCUGCACAGACAACAUCCACUGCUGCCCAAAGGGCUACCAAUGCAAUCUGGCAGAAGGCACCUGCGAGAAAGGAAGCAGAAAUAUCCCAUGGGUGGCAAAGACAAGCACAAUAUCUACAGCAGCCUCUACUGAUAUGAUCGUGCAAUGUGAUUUCCAGACAGCCUGCCCAGAUGGCCAAACUUGUUGCCGCCUAGUAUCAGGCGCCUGGGGCUGCUGUCCAAUACCACAGGCUGUGUGUUGUCAAGAUCACAUCCAUUGCUGUCCCAAUGGCUACUCAUGUAAUCCAUCGACUGGCUCUUGCUUCAAGAGUGGACACCAUCUCCCUUGGCUGGAGAAGAAAGCUGCUAUCUCAACCAUCACCUCUGAGAUCCAGAAUGUCCGGUGUGAUGAUGUGUCAAGUUGUGCGGAUGGGCAGACAUGCUGCCACACUGCAACAGGUGGCUGGAGCUGUUGCCCUCUGCCAGAGGCAGUCUGCUGCGCUGACUCUUUCCAUUGCUGCCCCAGUGGGUACUUGUGUGAUGUUGCACAUGGCUCCUGCAUCAAAAGCCAGGUCCCCUCCCAGCGCCUCUCCAUGACUCCUGUUCUGAGAAGGCAGGUUGGAGAAGUGAAAUGUGACGACCAAACCAGCUGCCCAGAUGGACAGACAUGUUGCCGGCUUUCCUCGGGCCAAUGGGGUUGCUGUCCUUUCCCACGGGCUGUCUGUUGUGCAGACCAUGUGCAUUGCUGCCCCAGUGGCUUCAUGUGUGAUCCAUCCUCAGGCGUCUGCUCGAAGUCUCAGCAUACUCUGCCCUGGGCACCCAAGCUUCCAGCCCAGACGCAGCAAAGCCAAGACAUCCGUUGCAACAAUACUGCCAGCUGCGAAGAAGGGCAGACCUGCUGCAAGGGUGUGUCAGGGGCUUGGAGCUGCUGCCAACUACCCAAUGCUGUUUGCUGUGAGGAUCACCAACACUGUUGCCCCUCUGGCUACACCUGCAAUGUUGCAGCUCAGAGUUGUGAGAAACAGCACAAGCCCACAGUUCUGCCUUCAGGGGACCUGCUGAUGUCUUCCCAAGUUGCCAUCACCACUUUGGAUGUGUCUUGUGGUGACCAACACUACUGUCAUUAUGGACAGACCUGCUGCAAGGCCAAGUCAGGCGGGUGGGCUUGUUGCCCCUACGACAAGGGAACCUGCUGCCGUGACGAACUCCAUUGCUGUCCACCUGGUUUCUAUUGCUCCAUUUCGGGAUUUGAAUGUUACAAGAAAUGGCCCCUCCGUUGGGACGCUGGUGCCUUCUCCUCUCGCUCUUCCCAAGCGCGCCCAUUGCUUUGAAGUGCCUUUUGGGGUGGACUUGCCCCAUGUUUGGGGGCUAGAGUGCUUCUUUCAGGGAGGGGCUUUUCUGGCCCAGAGGGAGUCCUGGUUUUUUUAUACUUGUUGCCUCAGGGGUUGGAAGAGGCUUCUCCUUUCUCCUGCUUUCAGGUAUUGCCUGAAUAACAAGCCCACACUCCUGUGGACAGUUCCUCCUUUUCUUGCCUUCUGGCAUUUCUGGUUCACUUCCAAGCCCAGAAUCAUCCUGGCCGCCUCCUCCAAUCUUGAAAGAGUUGUCAUGUUUCCUUUCUCUUUGGAAGAUUUAUGGGGUUUAGUGUCUUUUAAAAAAAAUUGCCAUUGCUCUUCCAAUAUUUUUUAAAGUUUUGUUUUACUUUCAUGCACUUUCUGAAAAUAAUAAUCUGCACACUGGAUUAGCAGCUGCCAUUUUUCCUGCCAUGUCUGAGCGUGUAAGGUUCCACAUAUCGUGUUGCAAAGGCUUUUGCUGGGAGAGAAAGCCAACCCUUUGUCUUUUUUGUUAUACACAGAGUUUUUGGGAAAGAACAGGGGUCCAUUGCUCUCAGGGUCAGGUUUCCCAAGCAUCUUGAGCCUCCUUAAAACUAAGCCCGCCUGCAAAGACAUCCCUGCCUCCUCCCAUCUUGAGAUCUUGCAGUGUUGUUUCCCACUUGCCUUUUUCAUUCUGCAGCCUUUCCUUAUACACAUCAUACAAUUUUUAAAAAAACUGUAAGGAGAUACAAGUUUGGUGCCGAAAUCGGUUGGGACAAGCUGUGUAUGUUAAUAUACUUUGGAUGCAGGUCUGGAUUUUACCGCCUAAGAACCUGCGGGAACGUAUCUUAAAACCCCUGCAUUUAAUGGCUUAUCCUGGGGUGCUAUAUGCCCCCCUCCCUUGCAGUACGGGAACAAUCAGUGCUUUUGCACUCUCCCUCUUUCUCUUUCUUUCUUUUUCUUUCUUUCUUCCACCUGUGUUAAUCAGAGUCUCUCCACUUAUCAGAGACAGGGAUGAUUGAUUUUAUUGUGUUAGCAAACUUUGAUACUGUGGUUGGAAAUACAAGAGUGAGAAAUCCAAUAAAUUGACUGAUUUAAAAUGUG
This is a messenger RNA of Anolis carolinensis (green anole), 3486 nucleotides long. RefSeq names its product granulin precursor (gene grn). The record is from RefSeq and is a predicted model, not a curated record. The coding region runs from base 115 to 2403 and encodes 762 amino acids. Lineage: Eukaryota; Metazoa; Chordata; Lepidosauria; Squamata; Anolidae. The transcript is spliced from 15 exons. Gene Ontology annotation, cellular component: extracellular region.